CGUCUAUAUAACCUUGCCGCUGUGCACGGCUCGUCUCUCAUUCCGGCGACGAGCCAGCACAGCGAGAUCGAGCGAGAAGAGGAGAUGGAAGCGGCGAGCCGGCCUCGCGUGCUCGCCGAGAUCGACCCACACAGCGAGUGGGUGCGCGGGCCCGAGUUCGACACGCUCGUCGUCGACGUCACAGGGUUCGGCAAGGACCACCUCAAGGUGCAGGUGGAGCCGUCGGGGAGCCUCAAGGUCAGCGGCGAGCGCGCCGUCGACGGGGGCGGGCGGCAGUGGUGCCACUUCACCAAGCGGUUCGACCUCCCCGCCGCCUGCGACGCGGCGGAGAUCAAGGUCCAGCUCGACAAGGGCAUGCUCUACGUCCAGGUGCCGGGCGACGGCGGUGGUGGCGCUGGUGGGAGCGGCGAGCAGGACUCAGCGGCGGAGAUGUGCGAGGACCCGCUGCAAGGACAAGGAGAAGCCGAGAUCGGCGGCGGCUGGAACAUCGGCCGCGCGGCGGCGCGGCGGGAGGAGCAGCACCCGUUGCUGCGGCUCGCCGGGGGCCUCAGCAGGCACCGGCAGGUGGUCCUGAACGUCGUGCUCGCCGUCGUGCUCUUCUGGCUCGUCGCCUUCGCCAAGAAGCAGCCCGGCGGCGGCCAAGCCAAGAACGACUGAGGCGCGGGAUCAAGAACCGUGUUUCUGUACAGUGAUGACAAGAUGGAAUGGAAGCGAGCAAUAAAACACAUCUGCAAAUAAGCAAGAUCGGGGUGUGGCUCAAUGUGCAUCAUCAGUAUUCAGUACUUACAGUCGGGCAUCACUAAGAUGCCACCCAGUACAGGAAGUCAGGAACCAAAAGCUGGGCAUGAGAUACUGAUGUGUGCGUACGUACAUUCAGAUCGUUAAUUGCUGUUUACGAAAGGAAUCCCUGGUUUUACUUUAGGCUGCAAUCACGCAUACACACAUCUAAAAGCAUGUCUGACCCCUCCUUGUUGUAUAUUCCCUCUCUUUUAUGAUCUGGAAAGAGGGGAACUGAAAUAUGCAAUAUCUGAGGCUUUAAUCUCUA
Panicum virgatum (switchgrass) is the source of this 1045-nucleotide messenger RNA. RefSeq names its product 23.2 kDa heat shock protein-like. The record is from RefSeq and is a predicted model, not a curated record. Bases 85 to 657 code for a protein of 190 amino acids. The transcript has 2 exons. NCBI's taxonomy places the organism in Eukaryota, Viridiplantae, Streptophyta, Magnoliopsida, Poales, Poaceae. Gene Ontology annotation, biological process: response to hydrogen peroxide; response to salt stress; response to heat.